AGUCCCGUCUGAAUUUUGAAACAGAAUGGCGGUGUUGCUAGAAACAACAUUAGGCGACAUCGUAGUGGAUUUAUACACCGAGGAAAGACCCAAAGCCUGCUUGAACUUCUUGAAGCUGUGUAAAAUCAAUUACUACAACUACUGCCUCAUUCACAAUGUCCAGAGAGAUUUUAUCAUCCAGACUGGAGACCCUACAGGCUCUGGCCGAGGAGGAGAGUCCGUGUUCUGUAAGCUGUACGGGGAUCAGGCGCGCUUCUUCGAUGCUGAGAAGGUUCCACGGAUCAAGCACAAGAAGAAGGGCACCGUCUCCAUGGUGAACAAUGGCAAUGAGCAGCACGGUUCUCAGAUUUCUGUGAUCUGACUCUGGAUCCCAGCACAGUAAAUUAUUACCUCAUUCUGUCUGAGAAGAACAGAGCAGUGACACGCAGUGAGAGACAGCAGCAGUACUCUGAUCAUCCAGAGAGAUUUGAUUCCUUGUGGCAGGUGUUGAGUAAGGAGAGUGUGUGUGGACGCUGUUACUGGGAGGUGGAGUGGAGCGGUUAUGGUGUGUUCAUAUCAGUAUCAUAUUCCACACCACUCAGAGUUCACACCACAUUCACUCAGCCUCUAUACGCUGGGUUCUUGCUGCACUCUCAUGGAUCAACUGUAAGGUUAUUUGAUCCAAAAAAAAUCUAAAAAUGAAAUUACUCCAUAAUCGCUGACCAUUAACGUUUCAUAAAUUUUACUGAUUUUUAAACUGUAUGAAUUUUAAAUGAAAUCACAUUCUAACAAACAUUUACAUUUUCUUUCAUGAUUACUUGUAAAUUGAAUUGAUGAAGCAUAACUUCCAACAUGAUGCUACCACCACCAUGCUUCAC
Molecule: messenger RNA, 857 nt
Organism: Ictalurus furcatus (blue catfish)
Lineage: Eukaryota; Metazoa; Chordata; Actinopteri; Siluriformes; Ictaluridae
Product: peptidyl-prolyl cis-trans isomerase-like 4
Exons: 5
Coding region: 26-361 (111 amino acids)
Biological process (GO): protein peptidyl-prolyl isomerization
Cellular component (GO): nucleus
Molecular function (GO): peptidyl-prolyl cis-trans isomerase activity
Source: RefSeq, a predicted model, not a curated record